Messenger RNA from Closterium sp. Naga37s-1, 660 nucleotides. The record is from the annotation of a GenBank genome assembly. NCBI's taxonomy places the organism in Eukaryota, Viridiplantae, Streptophyta, Zygnematophyceae, Desmidiales, Closteriaceae.
AUGCCCCACGCCUUAGCUCCCGUAGUCGAAGCCGAGAAUGAUGCGCAAGAGCUUGAGCUCGGGGCAGAACCGGGGGAGGUGCAAUCUCUUUGCGACGACAGAGAGAAUGGCGGAGGGGAGGCGGAAUGCGCGGGCGGAAGCGGGGCUGGCGGAGGAUGGGGGGAGCGGAGAGCGCAGCUGCUGCAGCUCGGAGCGGCGAGCUGGGACAGGCUGGUGCCGCGCCGAGUGCGGAGAAUCUUCGGGCAGGGAAUCAUGCCGCGCGCGUGGGGGUCGCAAGGGCCAAUAUUCGGGCUCGUGGAUCGGCAAACCACGCCCGCAUCGGCAUGGGAGUGGCUAGUGGACACGUGGAAGUCUCGCCGCGUGGGGCGGUUGGAUUUCCUCCGCCACCCGCUCGUGCGGCCGGUAGUGCAGCUGCCGACGGAGGCGUUCGUGGGGCUGCUGUUCUGGACGAGCCUCAUGGCGUUCGUGCGCUCCGUGUACUGGUUCAUGCUCGCCGCGCAGGGCCUCACGUCACACAUCCUCCUGCUUGGUUACCUGCUCGUCCCAGGUAGGGCUCCAUUCAGUCAGGUGCUCCCCGCGCUCCGUGUACUGGUUCAUGCUCGCCGCGCAGGGCCUCACGUCACACAUCCUCCUGCUUGGUUACCUGCUCGUCCCAGGUAG